GUGCGGCCAACGAUAUGGUAAUCGCAGGAUUCAAAAUACCAAAAGACACUCAUAUAAUAAUCAAUAUGUGGGCCAACGAUAACGACCCAAAUGUAUGGGAAAAUCCAUCGGAAUUCAGACCCGAAAGACAUCUCAGCGAAGAUCACAAGACUUUCAUUAGAGCCGAGCAAUUGAUCCCAUUUUCAUUAGGGAAGAGGUCGUGUCCGGGAGAGGGCUUAGCGGUGGUCGAAGUGUUUCUAUAUCUGAGUUCUUUGCUUCAGAAAUACGAUAUCAAAGCCAAUCAUAAAACCGAUACAAGUCUUGAAUACUUGUUUCAGUUCACAAUCGCUGCAAAACACGAUCCUUACGUUACUAUCACUAAAAGACGGAAAUAA
This is a messenger RNA of Medioppia subpectinata, 374 nucleotides long. The record is from the annotation of a GenBank genome assembly. NCBI's taxonomy places the organism in Eukaryota, Metazoa, Arthropoda, Arachnida, Sarcoptiformes, Oppiidae.